UCGAAAUUGGUCAUUAUAACGUGUCGUUAGAGGUUAGGACUAUUUAAGGCUUAAUGAUCUCAGAGAGGGAGUGUUGAUUGUUCCCGGUGUUGUUAAUGCGAUGAUUGGGCCACGGCCAGUCGCUCCCUACUCGUCCAGUCUCGUUGCCGAAUUGUCAAAUGACAUUUACACUUUAGUGCCCGAAAACCAGCGCUUACUAUAUUAAAAUUACGCUCCAGGCUGCCACAAUGAAGUUUAUUGUGCCAUUUUGUCUUUUGACAUGUCUCGCCUUGGUGCAUGGAGCUCCAUCAAUGACAGAUGCACAAUUAGAACAGACGCUAGCUGACAGAAAUACUAUGCAGAGACAUUUGAAAUGCGCGCUGGGGGAGGGGCCAUGCGACCCCGUUGGUGUGAGACUUAGAACGUUAGCGCCGUUGGUCCUUCGAGGCGCUUGUCCACAAUGCUCCCCGCAGGAGACAAGACAGAUACGACGCACUCUGGCGUACGUCCAGAGAAACUAUCCAUGGGAAUGGGCGAAGAUCAUCAGUCACAUUGUUAUCGCUCUUUGUGCGUUGGCGGCGACUUGCCUUGCGCAAACACAGACCGACAGGCCCGCGGUCUCUGACACGGCUCUGGAGGAAGCUCUAAAUGAUAAACGUUUCAUACAAAGACAACUGAAGUGCGCUCUCGGUGAAGCGCCUUGUGAUCCAAUCGGCAAACGUCUUAAAACACUAGCGCCAUUGGUCCUUCGCGGCGCGUGUCCGCAAUGCUCGCCGCAAGAGACAAAACAAAUUCAGCGCACGUUGUCUUACGUACAGAGAAACUUUCCGCAACAGUGGGCCAAGAUCGUGCGCCAAUACUCCGGCUGAACAUUAUUAUUAAAUUGUAAAGAGAAACGCGUUAUCAAGGCUGAAUGUAAUACUUUGUGUCCAGUGUCAACUUGUAUUUAUAAUUGAAAAAACUGUUUCCGUUAAAGUAAUUACAAAAAUUGGCUGUAAUUUAACCUGUAGUAUGUUAUGGCAGUACAUGUUUUGUACACCAAUAAACCAAAUUUAUGAUGGAUCUAUAGAUAUGUCGUACCUCAAUUGCGAAACAAAAGUUUAUUUCCAUUUUUAUUAACUAAUUCUGAAAUACUAAAAUGUUAUUUUACAAAACCUUUGAACACAAAUGUACUUUUGAACUUUUGUAAUUAAAUACAUUAUGAAACUACAUACGAGAAGAUUUUAAAUAUUGGUAUACUAAAGGCCUGUCCCACUAAAUUGUAAAUUGUCUGAUAACAAUCCAACGUGUAAAAUAUGUAAUAGAAAUGUUGGAUUUUGUUCCCUUAUUUGACAAUGACGUCAUUUCUAAUGUAUCUGAUCUUCUAUCAGCCAGUGGUGGGACAGGCCCUAAAAGUUUUUAAAAUGAGGAAAAUCAAUAUAACUAUUUAUAGCAUUUCACGAACAAUCUGUACUUAAAAAAUAUUUGUUAGAAGGAAUUCAUUAAGCAAAAUUUUACGUAUUUUAGUUUCUUCCGAUUUUUGCAAAUGUAUUAAAUUAAUAAUGACAAAGUUAUUAGAAUUAGAUGAAAUAUUUUUAGAAAGUAACUAAGUAUAAUGAAGUAGAUGUAUUAGUAUAUUUGUCAAGUAUUGUAACUAAUUUAAGUGUAAUAUAUUGUUUUAAAAAUAAUAAAUCACGAGAUAUUAAA
Papilio polytes (common Mormon) is the source of this 1665-nucleotide messenger RNA. RefSeq names its product ejaculatory bulb-specific protein 3-like (gene CSP16). Lineage: Eukaryota; Metazoa; Arthropoda; Insecta; Lepidoptera; Papilionidae. The transcript is spliced from 5 exons. Bases 228 to 848 code for a protein of 206 amino acids. The record is from RefSeq and is a predicted model, not a curated record.